AUGGCCGACUACGAUCGCAGAGGUGGCGGUGGAGGUGGAGGUUACAACAACCGCAAGAGACGGGUCAGAGAUGACGAUGAAUACGACCGCAGACCACAGCGCCGCCCGCGUUACAACGAGCCGCCCCCCCUGCCCGUUCGCAUCCGCAAACAGCUCUUGACCCUGGCCGAAUCGCCCCUGCGCCGUUGGCACGAGGAGGUCCAGUCCAUUGCGCACAUCGUCGCCGACAACUACGAUGGAAGUGAGCUCAAGGAAAGCUUUCUCGACCUGGUCGGUCUAAUGGUGCUCGAGCAACCACUUAAGAUCCCCUUUGUGGCCGCUGUCGUUCUCGUCGCCAACUCCCUGAAGGGCGAGAUCGUUAAUGAUGUUCUGGCCCGCAUCAUCCCUCGAACCGAAGACAAGAUUAAGCAGGGUGAAUGGCGCGAUGUUAAGCUCUAUCUCAAGUUUUUGGCCUGUCUUCAAAGUUGUUUGGAGGGAGAUGGUCUGUUCCCCGUCCUGGAGGAGCUUUUCAAUCGCGCUGUAGAGCUGCAAACUAGCAGUUCUGAGGACACCAUUGGCACUGAACUGGUGAAGAUCAUCCUUCUUACCAUUCCAUACAUUAUGGCUGCGGCCCCGGGACCGGAAGCUCAGCAGAAGGCGGCCGAUCUCAUGGACAAAACCGAAGUCAUCGCAUCGGAGCCGCAUGCGUUGCAGGUGUUGAUUGACCCAUUCCACACGCCAGACGGCGAAGACAGCCCAACUGCAAACUCCAGCUUGAUCGGGUUGCUGCAAAAGCAGCUGCAGAAUGAGGCCACCAAUGGGUGGGAACUUUCUUGCCUGCCUCGGCCUUGGAAGAUGCCUCUCGAGGAGGUUGAGCUGCAGGAGAAGAUGGACAAUGCUCAGAAGCACGCCCUGCCUGUCAUCGCCAUCCCUGAGACGGUCGUUGCGGGCCCGCGGCCUCUGUUCCCCGAGAUCUACUUCUCCGUCUAUGUUAAUCAGGAGAUCGAGUCGGUCCCGUCCGUCACCAACAUCGCGGCAUCACUGAUUCGCGACGGGUUGCUGGACACGAUUAACCUUCUGGACUUCAACCGUAACGUGACGGCCCGCUACUUGAUCGAUGUGGACUGUUAUUUUGCGGACGGCACAUUCAUCAAGCGGGCGACACCUUUUGACCGACUACGAGACAUUGAUGGUGGUCGAUCGACGUGGAAACCCGAGGACGUGGCAGUCGACGCUGUCUUCUCACAACUCUUCCAACUGCCAACGCCUGAGCAUAAGCUAGUCUACUACCACUCCGUUCUCACCGAGGCUUGUAAGAUCGCCCCUGCAGCCAUCGCGCCUAGUCUCGGCAGAGCCAUUCGCCAGUCGUACCAGAACAUUCAUCGUACCGACCUCGAGCUUGGUCACCGUUUCCUCGACUGGUUCACACACCAUCUCAGCAAUUUUGGUUUCAUGUGGAAAUGGACCGAAUGGGUCGACGACGUAGAGCUUCCCGACCUCCAACCGUGCAAAGCAUUCAUCAUUGGCGCCCUUGACAAGGAGAUUCGCCUUAGUUUUGCUCAACGAAUCAAAGGCACUCUUCCAGAGCCAUACCAGAGGCUCAUCGGUCCCGAGAAGGAACAGGACACCCCUGCAUUCAAGUUCAAGGAUGCGCACACCCCUUUCUCAGCCGAAGGCAUAGAAUUAGCUGCGCUACUGAGACGAAAGGCACCGGAUGAGGAGAUGCAGCCAGUCAUUGACCGCAUCCAUGCCGCUGCUCUAGAGCACUCGAUCGAUCCUCUCGUAUCUAGCACCGAUGUCUUCAUGACAGCAGUCUGCUGGGUGGGCUCCAAGUCGCUGUCCCAUGUACUGGCAUGCAUCGAGCGCACUAAGGAUCGUCUGCUGGACAUUGGCGCUGCCUCUGAAGCUGCCAGAUUACAAAUCAUUACGUCGGUUGUGACUUAUUGGUCGGCGCAUCCAGGAACUGCUAUCAGCAUCAUCGAGAAGCUGCUGAACUACUCCAUCGUCACACCGGGUGCUGUCAUCGACUGGGCCCUUGUCAGUGGCAAGGCCGGCUCCGGCGGCGAGGCUCUUAGCAAGGCUUGGGUCUUUGAGCUUGUGUUUAGCACCGUAGUCAAAGUGACGACGCGAGUUCGCCAGGUUGCAACCAGCGGUGCGGCUGAUGGUACUGCCGAGGCGGAGGUCACGGCUAUGCGCGAGCUGUUCAAAAGUAUGGAGGACACCUUGGUCAGCUGGGCUCAAGGAACCAAAGACCAGAUGAUGGACCCUGCCGAGCCCAUGGACGGUGCCGGGGGUAAUAGGGAAGAACUUGUACAGCGGUGGGGAUUGAGAUGGCUGAGAGUGUUCCGACGACGAUCCGCCAUCGAGGAGGCAUAUCUCCUGACGGCCACGGCGAAUCAGCAGCAGUCGGCAUGA
Molecule: messenger RNA, 2394 nt
Organism: Pseudomassariella vexata
Lineage: Eukaryota; Fungi; Ascomycota; Sordariomycetes; Amphisphaeriales; Pseudomassariaceae
Product: MIF4G like-domain-containing protein
Exons: 2
Coding region: 1-2394 (797 amino acids)
Biological process (GO): nuclear-transcribed mRNA catabolic process, nonsense-mediated decay; mRNA export from nucleus
Cellular component (GO): nucleus; nuclear cap binding complex
Molecular function (GO): mRNA binding; RNA cap binding
Source: RefSeq, a predicted model, not a curated record